AUGUCUGCUUCCAAAGACACAGCCAAGGCCAAGCAGGCCACGCGCCAGCGGCGCACAAUUAUGCGCUUCGCCCUGGAUAGCAUUUCUAUCGACGACAGACCAAACAACUACAAAGAUGCCCAACUGGUGCUCAAACCACAGCUGGAACUGGCUACGCGCAAAGAUAAUCCCAAGUCACGAACUCGAAAGCCCAUCUGGCGCCAUUUUCUCAUGGUCCAUAUUAAGGACAAAGCUGAUGAGCUGAUGUUGACGCUGUUCUCGGAGAGUUGA
Molecule: messenger RNA, 270 nt
Organism: Thermochaetoides thermophila DSM 1495
Lineage: Eukaryota; Fungi; Ascomycota; Sordariomycetes; Sordariales; Chaetomiaceae
Exons: 2
Coding region: 1-270 (89 amino acids)
Source: RefSeq, a predicted model, not a curated record